This is a messenger RNA of Debaryomyces fabryi, 2691 nucleotides long. RefSeq lists its product as uncharacterized. The record is from RefSeq and is a predicted model, not a curated record. Gene Ontology annotation, cellular component: cortical endoplasmic reticulum; plasma membrane; endoplasmic reticulum-plasma membrane contact site. Gene Ontology annotation, biological process: intracellular sterol transport. The coding region runs from base 1 to 2691 and encodes 896 amino acids. Lineage: Eukaryota; Fungi; Ascomycota; Pichiomycetes; Serinales; Debaryomycetaceae. The transcript has a single exon. Gene Ontology annotation, molecular function: sterol transfer activity; sterol binding.
AUGAGUGAUAACCUGUUUGAUGAUAAUGAUGAUGCCUGGUCUUAUUCGUUUCCGCCUUCAGCAGAAUCAUUGGCUUUAAGUAAUAAGAAGGCAAACCCAAACGAUAAUAAUGACGUUUCAAAGUUGGAUAGCGAAUUGAAUUCAAUCAUUCAAUACGGUGAAGAUGACAAAGAUGUCUUUAUCGAUAGUGAUGAAUCCAAAAAUCAUACAAUUGCGCAGAAUAGAUCAAAAACCAAUCAAUUGCCGAGUAGACUUACAAGCAAGAAAGGACGAUUAUCGCGUACUUCAUCGACUUCUUCAGUUGGGAGUUUAGAAGAGCCGAAAGAAGCUAAAAAGGAUCAUUUGCAAACAAAUGGAAAUGGAUCUCAUGCUUCUUCUUUGACAUCCCUUUCGUUGCAAUCGCCGUUUUUCGUGAAAUCUACUCCAGCUAAUCCACAUACUACAAAGGAAGACGCUAAUUCUAUUAUCUCAAGAGAAGCAGGUCAGGGAUCAGGCUUUUCUCUUGAUUCUAAUUUCAAUAGCCAAAGUACACCGGUAACUUCUUCUGCAAGAUCUAACCUUUCAAAUAAUAUAAUUACCCAUGAUGCGAAUGAAUUGCAAAAUUCCGCUGGCUCUCGAGGAGAAAACUCCGAUAUGGAUAAAGGCAAGUCAUCUAAACUUGAUCAUGAGGGAUCUAUCGAUUCUUCUUCGCCAAAGAUUAUUACUUAUCGUAAAUCGAAGAGAACAAUUAGCGAGGGAAAUUUCCAGAACAUAUUGGAACAGUCUGUGAAAGCUACGCCAAAAGAAAAGUUUGAUCCGAAAUUGUAUGUUGAUGAAAAAUUUAUGGACACAGACUAUAGAUAUGCUACAACUAAAAGAACUGCAGAAUUUCAUCAGCUAUUUAGAUCACUUGAUUUAACUGAUAGACUUCUCGACGAUUUUUCGUGUGCAUUGAGUAGAGAGAUAUUACUUCAGGGAAGAAUAUACGUCAGUGAAAACAAUGUGUGUUUCAGUUCAAAUUUGUUGGGGUGGGUUACAAGCUUGAUUAUUCCUCAAGAGGAAAUUAUCAGAAUCGAAAAAAAGACUACUGCAGGGUUAUUUCCUAACGGUAUAUCAAUUGAAACUGCAAAUGGAAAACAUAACUUUGCGAGCUUUAUUUCCAGAGAUGCAACUUUUGAAUUCAUGAAAGCUAUAUGGCAAGGAACCACAGGGAGAAAAAUGGAAAUUAUUGAGGAAAAGCCUAUGGAAAAAUCAGGCUACACAUUAGAUAGUAAUGGUAUUGUCUCUGUAGAAAAUGAAUGCCUCGAUUCUCCAGCAAAAUUAGAGUCAUACAUUUUAUCUAUUGAUGGUGAUGAAGAAAAGCAUGGUGAUAAUGAAUGUGAGUCGGAUCAUAGUGGUUCAGACGACACCUCAGAUGAUGAUACGCUGAUUAAAAAAAGCAAUUCAACUAAAAGGAAAAAGGUGGAAACUGUAGAUAUGAAGAUUUUAAAAUUUAAGCCGGAUUCAAAGUAUAUCAAUAUGGGUCCUGAUUUUCAUCCCCCUACCAAAGUAAAAGAUUAUGCAAAAGAGAACAACGAGACAGAACUAUGCAAUGAAACUAUCAAUGCACCUUUAGGUAUAGUUUUCGAUUUAUUAUUCGGAAGCACAAAUACAGCAUUUCAUAAGACUUUUCUAGAAAAUCAUAAUGCCUCGGAAAUUUCAGAGUAUGAUAAAUUUCACCCAAAGCAGGACGAUCCUAGCAAACUUGAACGUAAAAUAUGUUACAGGAGAGCAUUAGGAUAUUCGAUUGGCCCCAAAUCAACACGAUGUGAGGUCGAAGAAACGAUAGAGAGUUUGAACUUUGCUGAGAACGUGGUUGUGAUUUCUAGUACUGUGACACCUGAUGUUCCCCUGGGUAAUUCGUUUUCAGUUAAAACCAGAUAUUGUUUGUCAUGGGGUGUACAGAAUUCAACAAUAUUAAGAAUAUCCUAUAAUAUUAAAUGGACAGGAAGCUCAUGGAUUAAAAGUGUUAUCGAGAAGCAAACGUUGGCGGGCCAGCAAGAAGCUACUAAAGAUCUAAUUGCAGCUUUGAAAAAAGAAAUUGAUGAUAAUACUUAUUAUACUGAAGGUCCAACUGUACCAAAGAAUGUAGCUGAAUUGGCUGAAAACAAACCUAUACCUGAAAUAGCUGAAGAAGCAAUCACCUCGGAUAAAUUAGAAUCUGAAAAGAAGACUUUCCAAUUUUCUCUUACAAGCAGAUUUAUCAAAAAAAAUAUCGUACCGAUAGUCUAUGUGUUUUUCACGUUUCUUGUUAUUUUGCUGGUAUUGCAAAUGAAAAUAAUCAAUGGAGUCAAUGAGGCAAAUGAGAUUGCAAGGAGUCAGCUAGUUGUCAAUUCAUAUUUAGUAUUUACUGUACAAGCAUUAGCGAACGAUAAAAGUAUGAGUAAAGCUAGGUAUCGGGAAAGAAUUAGGGCCAUGGAGAACGAUAGCAGCCCAUUAUGGAAAUGGGUAAAUGACAAAUACGGCACUAAAUUAAAUAACCUUGAAAAAAUUGAAUACUUAACGUAUCAAUUAAAUUCAUUGUAUCAGAAACAGAUCGAUCCCCAAAAUAAUGAAUUUGUCGCUAAUAUUGAAGAAAAUCUUCAAGACCUAAAAAGACUGGUUCAAGACUUCAAUUACCAGGAAUUGCUUAAUGCUGAAAAUUUAAGAAACAUGUUAGGCGAUUUAAUCUAG